AGUGUGUGAUCUGGGGGCCGGUACUCCUCUCCGGGUUGCUGACCCGCCGCAGUCCCCCCCUCUCCCCACCCUGAGAGUGGUUGGCGCCGGGGGGCGGGGCCUGUGAGCUGCUGCUGCUGCUGCUGGAUACGAUGUUGCAGCGAGGAAUUGUCCGGAGGUCUCCCGGUGCCGCCGCCGCUGCCUGAGCGCUGUGACCGGCGGGCGGGACGGGCUGCGACUGCUGGCUCUGACCGAGGAUGCGGCUGAGAGGUUAGACAUGUGGGGCCUUUAGUGGAGCCUCUCUGAGGAAGGUGCCGAGGCGGUGCGGGCCCAGCCUGCGCCAUGGAGGACGGCCGCAAUGAGAAGAAUAUCCAGGCUCAUGUCCUGUUUGACCGCUUCGUCCAGGCCUCCACCUGCAAGGGGACCAUGAAGAGCUUCCAGGAACUCUGUGACUAUUUGGAGUUAAAGCCCCGGGAUUAUCGCUCCUUCUACCCGAAGCUGAAGUCCAAGCUGAACUAUUGGAAGGCCAAAGCGCUGUGGUCCAAACUGGACAAGAGAGGAUGUCACAAGGAUUAUAAGAAGGGCAAGGCCUGUAGCAACAUCAAGUGUCUCAUCAUCGGCGCCGGACCGUGCGGCCUGCGCACGGCGAUAGAGCUGAGCUUCCUUGGGGCCAAAGUGGUGGUGGUGGAGAAGAGGGAUGCGUUCUCCCGGAACAACGUUCUGCACUUAUGGCCCUUCACCAUCCACGACUUGCGGAGUCUCGGUGCCAAGAAAUUCCAUGGAAAGUUCUGCGCCGGAGCCAUUGAUCAUAUCAGUAUUCGCCAACUACAGCUCAUCCUCUUGAAGGUUUCCCUCAUCCUGGGUAUUGAGAUCCACGUCAACCUCGAGUUCCAGGGAUUGGUGGAGCCUCCAGAAGAUCAGGAAAAUGAGCGUGUUGGCUGGCGGGCAAAGGUCCACCCUAAAGGCCAUCCCGUGUCAGAAUACGAGUUCGAUGUCAUCAUCGGGGCAGACGGAAGAAGGAAUACGUUGGCCGGUUUCCGACGGAAAGAGUUCCGCGGCAAGCUGGCUAUUGCCAUCACGGCUAACUUCAUCAACCGGAACACGACGGCGGAAGCGAAGGUGGAAGAGAUCAGCGGCGUGGCUUUUAUCUUCAACCAGAAGUUUUUCCAGGACCUGCGAGAAGCAACAGGGAUCGAUCUGGAAAACAUAGUCUAUUAUAAAGACGAUACGCACUAUUUCGUCAUGACGGCGAAGAAGCAGAGUCUGCUGGAGAAAGGCGUCAUCAUACAGGAUUUCGCCGAUACCGAGAUGUUGCUGUCACGUGCCAAUGUGGACCAAGAGGCGCUGUUGAAUUAUGCCACGGAGGCCGCCAAGUUCUCCACCAAUCAACAGCUGCCCACCCUAGAUUUCGCCAUCAAUCACUACGGGCAGCCGGAUGUGGCCAUGUUUGACUUCACCUGUAUGUACGCCUCGGAGAACGCCGCUCUGGUGCGGGAGAGAAACGGGCACCGGCUGCUGGUGGCGCUAGUCGGCGACAGUCUUCUGGAGCCCUUCUGGCCUAUGGGAACGGGGAUAGCGCGAGGGUUCCUGGCUGCCAUGGAUUCGGCGUGGAUGGUCCGCAGCUGGGCGCAAGGCGCUAGUCCGUUGGAGGUGCUGGCAGAGAGGGAGAGUAUAUACCGGCUGCUCCCGCAGACAACACCAGAAAAUGUGAGCAAAAAUUUCAGCCACUAUAGUGUCGACCCAACAACCCGCUACCCCAAUGUCAAGCUGCAGUUCCUGCGACCCAGCCAGGUCCGACACUUGUACAACACCGGAGAAAUGAAGGAUCUGAACUUGGAGAUCGGGAACCUGUUGAACGCCCAAAGGACGCCCAAACUGGGCCGCAAUGAGUCCGUCGCUCGCUCCAGCAAGCUGCUCGGUUGGUGCCAGAAGCAGACGGAGGGCUACGCCGGCGUCAGCGUUACCGACCUUACCAUGUCGUGGAAGAGCGGCCUCGCCCUUUGCGCCAUUAUCCACCGCUACCGCCCUGAGCUCAUUGACUUUGACUCUCUAGACGAGCGCAAUGUAGAGAAGAACAACCAGCUGGCUUUCGAUAUCGCCGAGCGGGAGCUGGGCAUUUCCCCGAUAAUGACUGGAAAGGAGAUGGCCUCGGUCGGGGAUCCGGAUAAGCUGUCCACGGUCGUGUAUCUCAGCCAGUUCUAUGAGAUGUUCAAGGAGUCCACCAAUUCCGAGGACCCUGAUCAGAACCUUGACGAGAAGGCGGCUCUUCUGUCCAGCACAAAGUCUCCCAUCUCCUUCCUGAGUAAGCUGGGGCAGACCAUCUCUCGGAAACGCACCCCCAAGGACAAGAAGGAGAAAGACGUGGACAGCGCUGGCAAGAGGCGGAGAACCAGCCAGUCCGAGGAUGAAGAGGGGCCCCGACCUGUGCGGGACGAGAAGCCCUCUCUAGCGAGCGCAUUGACGGAGAGGCGGAUAGACGCUGCAGUCGGUAACCAGAACAAGGUGAAAUCCAUGGCGACGCAGCUUCUGGCUAAAUUCGAGGAGAACGCCCCUGCCCCCAAUGCCGGGAUACGAAAACAGAAACCCAUCCUGCCUUACCAGCAGCGCUUACUAGAGCAGGCUGCCCUCAGGCAGGCAGAGCCUCAGUGGAAACAGCCCAGAUGUAGUAAUCUACCCCGGACCUGCCCUAAAAAGAUCAUCACCCUGUAUUCGGGGCCGUCACCUGUGCCUCGGCCGUUGCUGCAGAGCAGCCCGGCGCUGUCCGCUGUCCGUGGGGAGACGUAUCUCAGCCCGGAGAGGCUUGAUUUUGAGACCGGCAGGCGCUCCCCGGUAGACCACUGGCAGCAGUCGCUCGCCCUACGCUCGUCUGAGCGCCCCGCCUCCCCUUCCUACGAUGACAUCAGACAGAAGUACAUAAAGAUAUAUACGGGCGGCGUGAGCUCAUUGGCUGAACAGAUAGCCAAUCAGCUACAAAAGAAGGAGACCCCAAAGCCUCUGUUUGGGAAGAAAGUGGCGUCCUUCAGGAAGGAGUUCCCACAGAACCUGGGGGGCAGCGACGUCUGUUACUUCUGCCAUCGGAGAGUCUACGUAAUGGAGCGUCUGAGCGCCGAGGGCAAGUUCUUCCACCGCAGCUGCUUCAAAUGUGAUUACUGCAACACAACCCUGCGCCUGUCCUGCUACGCCUACCACCUGGAGGACGGGAAGUUUUACUGCAAACCGCAUUACUGUUACCGACGUACGGGCUACAGCCAGCGGAAGAGAGCUGCCGCUCCGGCACUUGUCAGCAAGGAAAUGAAAGGGACGGCAAAGGAUUCCAUCGAUGCUGAAGAUACAGGACGAGCCCCCACAUUGCCCCUCGCCGCUGCAGAGAAGACCCCAGGCCCCAGCGUGAACGGUGUCGAGGAGCACAGUGCGGCUAAGAGACUGCGAGCCACCCCGGAGCGCAUCGAGCUGGAGAACUACCGGGUGUCCAUGCAGCGGGAGGAGCUGGAGGAGGUGCCCGAGGAGACUUUGGCCGAGCACAACCUGAGCAGCCUGCUCGAUAAAGGGGGAGGAGAAGAUGAGGAGGAUGUCGGCAGCAGUAGCUCGGAGUCUGAGAUGGAGGAGGACGAAGAACAUCUGCCGGCCUCAGAUCUUGGUGGGGUUCCCUGGAAGGAGGCUGUGAAGAUCCACGCCAAGCUGAAGGGGCAGAGUGGGAAUGAGGGGGCAGGAGAGGACGCUCUGGAGGUGGGUGACAGCGAGGAAGAUGAGGAGGAUGAAGAAGAAGAGGAGGAGGAAGACGAUGAGGGAUCCAGUGAAGAGGGUGAGUAUUACCCCUGGGAGCAGGAACUCCAGCAGGGUCUGUGGCUGCAGCGUAUAUCUGAUGAAGACACAGUUGGUACAUUUAAAGCUGGGAACCUCAAACUGCAGCAAACCCUGUCCCCUCUGGACCCCAUGGAGAUUAAGGCCGAUGUCCACUGGACGCACGUCCACAGAGUUCACGAAGAGCAGGAAGGGGUUUUUGCAGAGGGGGAAGAACUGGGCACGUCGUCGCCUUCCAAAGCGCCCGAGCUCCCUUCCCGCCGCCAUGACCCCGUCAGAGCGUGGCUGGAAUCCGUAUCUGGAGCUGCAUGUGAGGAUGAAGCGGCAGAAGCCGAGGUGUUGGGAACUGGUCUUGGAGAGGCUGAAGCAGGAGGUGACGGGGACACAUCUGCGGAUCUUGGUGACGACGAUGACAUCCCGUCAGACGCAGAGGCGGAGGAGCGAAUUCAGCAGUCGGGAAGACUGACGUUAGAAAUUGAGGGGUCGGACGUGGCCCCAGUGCUUCGGAGGGGCGCCGACAAAGAUUCCAGCCCGGCUGCAGUGACCCCGGAACCGGACGUUUUAAGUCCGGUCAGGAGCCCUAAAGUGAGGAAUGAGAAGGUCUCACUGUUGUCUCCGCAGGAACUGACCUCUCCCAGCCUGAGGUUUUUCCCUGAUCCUUUUCUUCCCACCACCGGCAGCAAAGCGUCAACUCCAUUAGAACCGAAAGCUCGGACCCCUCUCUCACCAGUCUGCUCCCAGCCAAUCUCCAAGCAAGAGCCCAUUGUCCCUGCUUCUCCAGUGAAAUCCCCAUCUCUACCACCUCUUAAACCUCUCAGGACCCCAACGUCCCCCAUCUGCUCUCAGCCACUGCCUUCCACAGAGGUUACUGUUCCCACCACAACCCAGUCCCCUGUAUGUCUGCAACCAUCCCCGGUCAUCACUUCCACCCCCUUGGCCAAAUUGCCUUUUACGGGCCAAACGGCAAGGACAGAAGCGCUGACCAGCCCCACUUCCGAAGAGGCUUUAAAACGCGUUGAUUUGAUAGAAGAGUUUUGGAUGAAAAGUGCAGAGAUUCGUCGUAGUCUUGGGCUGACACCGGUUGAACGUAGUAGAACGCCGGAGAUUAAUUUUCCUGCCAUUGAUUCCUCUGUUUCACGGACUCAGGUGUCUAGGACCGCCCCAGAGGAGCUGAAGUCUCCACCAUUAAAAACUCAGCAGGUCCCCAAGAGAGUAAAUCCCAACCGGUUGGACAUUGAGGUACUCUCCCCACUCACUCCCAUUUCGCUAACAGAGAAAGAGCUGAAGAUCUCAGAAGGUGAGAAGAAGGACAUUUCCACUAGUUCUGGUCUAGGUUUGAAUGGUAGUAAUUCAAAUACCCGAACUGUGGCCAGUGAAAGCUUUAACACCUCGGACUCUGCUAUGCUUACCCCACCUUCUAGUCCUCCUCCUCCCCCGCCGCAAGGUGAAGAGCCUGCUACACUCCGACGAAGCAUGGCCUCCUGGCAAAAUGGCCCAGACUCAACCCCCCAACCUGCCCAGGCACAAGUCAAAUCUCCGGUAGUUCCUCGACCCAGUCCAAAAUUGGAAGAGAUUCGAAAGUCCUUUGUAGAAAGUGUGGAUGAAAUCCCUUUUGCAGACGAUGUAGAAGAUACGUAUGAUGACAGGACUGAGAACUCUAGCCUCCAAGAAAGGUUCUUUACCCCGCCAACCAGCCGAGGAAAGCUCCAUAGGCUGGCCCUGACCAAGGAGAAUGGGGAAAUUCCUUCUUUGGAAAGAGGACACCACAAAAAGAGGACUCUACCACAGUUGACUCCUGAAGCCAAAGAGUUGGCUGAGGAGAGGAUGAGGGCGAGGGAGAAGUCUGUAAAAAGCAAGGCCUUAAGGGACGCCAUGGCGCAGCAGCUUCACAGAAUGAAGCAGCUGGAGACUGUACCAUCCAGCAGAACGUCCAGAGCUCCAGGUUCUUCUUCCACGAAGCUAACCUUUGAUCUUCCGGCAGAGCCUGGUCGGAUCGGGUCUCAUCCGGAGGCGCCAACCCUCAGGCUGGAGACCUCAAAUGAUCUCUUUCUCUCUAACCCUCCUGCCGAUGGUUCAGUUACCUCGUCAGAAGGUUCAGGUGGGAAACCCAAGAAGAGGCCUUCGUUGUUCUCCCCGAGGAAAAAGGAGAAAAAGUCUAAGGGGGAAGCGAGCCGGUUGUCUGAUAAACUAGACGAGGGUACGAAGCCCAAGUCGCUGUGGAAAUCUGUCUUCUCCGGGUAUAAGAAGGAGAAGAAGAAGAAGCUGGCAGAGGAUAAGUCUUCUCCUAGCACUCCAUCUAGCAGUACCACGGUGGACUCGGGGAAAGUCACAGCAUCUAAUCUGAUGGGAGCAGCAGACCUUCCCCUCCGACGCCACUUGAGUUUCUCCGAAGAUUCUGAUCUAUCCAGCGAUGAUGUCCUAGAAAAGUCUGGGCAGAGGUCCAAGCGGGAGUCGGUGUAUGUCCCCCACGCCUGGGCAUUCAGACGAUCAUAUUCAUCAAAGAAAACCUACACUGACGAGGAGCUGAACACGAAGCUGACUAAGAGGGUGCAGAAAGCCGCCCGGAGACAGGCCAAGCAGGAGGAGCUGAAGCGGCUGCACCGGGCACAGAUAAUCCAGCGCCAGUUGGAGCAGGUGGAGGAGAAGCAGCGGCAGCUGGAGGAGCGGGGGGUCGCGGUGGAGAAAGCGCUGCGGGGAGAAGCAGACUAUUGGGGAGAGUCUUAUUACAGUGACCUCAUCGAUUUGCACCUGGGUGUCGAUCCCAUUGUGGGGACUCCACGCCGUAGACCUAUCUCCUUCUGCCCUUGCUGUGCCCACGAAGGGAUGGGUAAGAAGGACGACCCCAAGCUGAUGCAGGAAUGGUUCCGUCUGGUGCAGGAGAAGAACGCUCUGGUCCGAUACGAGUCUGAGUUAAUGAUAUUCGCCCGGGAGCUGGAACUAGAGGACAGGCAGAGCCGUCUACAGCAGGAGUUGCGAGAGAGGAUGGCUGUGGAGGAUAACCUGAAGAGCGAGCAGGAGCUGUCUGACGAGAAGCGGAUCCUGAACGAGAUGCUGGACGUGGUGGAGCAGAGAGACGCGCUGGUGGCGCUGCUGGAGGAGCAGAGGCUGCGGGAGAAGGAGGAGGAUAAGGACUUGGAGGAAGUGAUGUUAUCUAAAGGCUACAACUUAAACUGGUCCUGAGAUUCCUCCUGAGCGGAGAAUAUGUUUCACCGGGCGCUGCCGUUUGUCUUGCACUGGCGCAUGCACCGAGCUGCCUCAUGGAGAUGUUACAUGGACCCCGCUACCCCCUGCACAGCGCACGGUGGUCCCAGCGGCAGCAAGGCGUUAAAAGGGAGACGGUGUUUCUCAAAGACGAAUUGUACGGAGCAUUUUCCUCCGGUAUGACACUGAAAAACUGAAAGCUGCAGUCUCUAUUCAGGUUUACAUUACGCUGCCAUUUAUAGUGGUGCCGAGUACGACCACAUGUAAUAGUCAUCACUAAAGUGAUCCGUCACUUGCAGUGGGAACAUUUGGCCACUAGGUGGCCCCCCUCGUUAUCUCCAUAGAAGAUUUUAAAGGAAUGCGUGUAUUGAUGUUUGACGUUUAUUUUAUUUUGUCUCCUGAGUCUGAGAUCGGGAAAUUGUUAGGAAAUGUUAUGUAUGUAUUAUUUACCCCCACCCCCCAGGAGUCAUUUGGAAGGUCUUGCAUGUUGGCGUUAUAGCACAGAACCGUGAAAUCCCCAAUUUAAUUCAGGUAUGUCUGGUUUACUGGUUUAUUUGCGCCUGAAAACGCGAGGAACGCUCCGAUUGUAUAUCCUGCACUAACGACGUUUGAAUGAAGACGACUUAUUUUGCUAUCUAUUUUUAUUUUUUUUAUUUUUUAAACAUCGUCUCCCUUUUAUUCACGUGGAUUCCGGAGAAGACUCGGCGAUGCGAUAUAACGGUCUCCACGCUGCCUGGCUCGUCCUCACGGAUUGGUCUGAAUCGUUCUUCCAAUAGGUCAUCCUCGUUUUAUGUGCAGUAUGUUAACCUCUGCAGCGCUGGACAGGCCGGCGACUUCUAUUUGCCACAUCAGUACUGUCGCGGGGAAAUGUUAGUGGAAUAGCGUUCACAUUGUGUGUGGGGGGAUGGGGACUGAUUUAAAACUCCAAAGUUUUUUUUUUUUUAUAAAAGUUGGAGGUGAGGCGGAGGGACGGGGGGGAAUCGUUCACCUCUCCAGAAUGUGAAGGGUCCUGCAUCAUUUGCGCUUGGCGAGAUGAAGCGUCGCACACGCAACAAAAUAAUGACUUUCUCAGCUAAUAGCGAUUGGGGGUUCGUCACAUCGGAACUGUGUCUUGACCCCCUCGAAACCUACAUUUCUGAUACGGAAAACAUGGUUGUAAGCGUAAAUCUCUGAAAAGCGGGAUAACUAGCGCGACGCAGCCUGACGCUCCCAGCUGACCGUACGUCUGUCUUGUCUGUAAUGGGCAGACUCUGCACGCCUGCUGCAUUGUAUGAGAAUACUGAAUGUACACACCCUUCCGGUCCCCGACACCUUUGUAUUUUAUGUUACAUAGUAAAUAUUUUAACAGAAUAUAAUUCCACAGUGGAUCGUUGUACGUUUGACCUGCUGUCUCCUGUUCUGCAUAAUGCACCAUGGGUUUCUGUUUGCAUGCGCAACAGCUGGCAGCCUCGCCAAGCUUCCAGAUACUUAAGUUAUUGGCCCUGAUCACUGCGUCUUGGGAAUCGCCCCUGCGGACCUCUGACCGCCUGCAAAGCCACGGCAAGGGUUAAGCUUGGAGUAUGACCCCUUUCCUGUCCUUGUAAAGCUAGAACGUAUAUAGUGUGAUCCUGGGCGGCACAACCUGUACCCUGCAGACAUAAGGCUCAGUGACAGCCUGGGCUGUUACACGUUUGCAGGUUACUGCACCCUGCGGCUGGCUGCCUUCAUUUGUCUUACAAAUAAGGAGCUGGUGACAGUCUGUGUUCCACUAGUUGGGUUACAAAGCUGCGUAUACUUACACUCAGGCUGUAGAUAUAAUGUUAUACGUCUGUCCUACAUCAUAAAAUAACUUUCUCCAUAUUGAGAUAGAGGAGCAGACGCCAUGUCUGUGUGUGGUCCCCACAGUCUUGCCCCGAAGGGUUUGGCCUAUUGUUAUCACGUAGGAAGUUGGACAAAAACGUUUUAGAAAAAAAAUAUUUGUUAUACUCCCGAACUAAUAGUCUGACGUGUGCCGUCAUUUCCUGACCGCGUGGGACCAUAUUGCUGAACCCAAUUUGGCAUCGGCCACAUCGGUUGUCAGAUUGGAACUGGAUGCUGGCGGUGGGGGGACGAGUAGGGGGAUGCGAUAGUCUGUGGUCCGCUGACACGCUGAUGAGGUCUUGGCAGUUAUCAGUGUAAUAGUAGCUAACGUCCCAGCUGGAAGAGAUUCAUUUUUAGGUCACGCAGACCAAUAACAAGGGCUUCUGUAACACAGAGGGGGGCACGGUCCCGAAAGCACACGCCUCUAUUAGACCUAGCAAGGGUCACGCACAGAUUUCCUAUAUGCAGUGAUCUGGUUCCAUACAGUCAUUUGUUGCCGUAAAAUGUGAGAUUCUGGCCGGGGAAGGGUUAAGUGUUCAAAGCGUGACCACCUUAACCCUUUCCCCGCCGAGGCGCAAGGCUGAAUAGAUGUGGCAUCCACGCGGAAUAUCCGAUUUCUUGUUUAUAUACUGAUAAUUUAUCUAGAGGUUUUACGCUGUUGUUUUUUUUUCCCCCUGCUGUAUAUUCUUUGUCUUUGUAGCACAUUCAGAAACCAUGCCACCUACUUCUCUGCCACGCCGGGGGGCCAGGGGCCUAAGAACCCCUGCUCCGCUGGUGCUUCCUGGAGAGGAGAGGUCGCGUCCUUUUGCCCCAUUAGUGCCCAUCUGGGUGCCAGCUCGUUAGUUUGCGCUGCAGUGCCUUGAUAGGCAUUAUAAGGGCAAUCCUCUUUGUGUCCUGUACCACGACCACGGGAUGUAGUGUAAACAAUAAUUUGCGCCGACACAGUUUUCACCUGUUCUUUUUUUUUUUUUGUCAAUUAACUUAUUUUUUAAUACUUGAAAUAAGAGUUGCUGUUUUUAUAUAUAAAGGUCCAGAAGCUAA
Messenger RNA from Pseudophryne corroboree (corroboree frog), 9861 nucleotides. RefSeq names its product microtubule associated monooxygenase, calponin and LIM domain containing 3 (gene MICAL3). The coding region runs from base 322 to 6960 and encodes 2212 amino acids. Gene Ontology annotation, molecular function: FAD binding; protein binding. The record is from RefSeq and is a predicted model, not a curated record. NCBI's taxonomy places the organism in Eukaryota, Metazoa, Chordata, Amphibia, Anura, Myobatrachidae. The transcript is spliced from 42 exons.